GAUGAUUCAGACAAGCAAUCCCAGUCGCAGCAGCUGACAAGAUCCAGCCAAAACAGUUCGUGUCAGUCGGCUUCAAAGUUGCUCGGGAGAUGAGAUGAAUGCGCACAGAUCAGCAGGAGAUAGUGACUGAGUUGAGGCUUGAUUCGCCUCUCUUUCAGGCCCAGACAAGCGACGCGAUGAAUUGGCUGCUUCAGACCGAGCCGGGCGCCGUGUGCCGCGUCUGCCACUCAUGUGAUGCCACUGUUGAGAGCGGCAUACUCAUUGCUCCGUGCGGCUGCAAGGGCACUCUCAGAUGGGUGCAUACGAGCUGCCUGGGAAACUGGAGAAAGCCCGCUGGUGGAACAGGUGGGCGUCUAAAGAUGGACCUGCAAGUGGACAUUUCAACUCGCAUGGCUGGUCUUGUUGUGUGUGCAGCCAGGUUGAAGCCGACGUGUGACGUCUGUCUGAAGUACUAAGCUACAGAAGGAGAAGGGCUGGAUAUCUGAUGUGCAUUGCCUUGUGUCUGUCGGUUCAGGGAUUAUGACGCCGGGCCGCGUGGUCCGUUCUGUCUGCCGGUCGGCCUCAUCCCAGACGCCCUCUUCGCUCUCGCGUACAGUCUGCUGGCCUGUCUGCCGCCGCUGCUGGCAAUCAUGCACAGCUGCGACAGAAGCAACAUACUGACCCGGGCGCUCCGGCUCUACCGCAUGAUCCCCCUGGUCAUCGUGGUCGGUCUGACUGUUUCCGCCUUUGAUUGGCUGGCGGGGCGACAACAUGCGGACGGCUCUUCGCUGAGAUGUGGUCUGCGGAUGGCUAUCGGGCUGAUUGUGACGGCUGCUGGGGCGCUGCGUAUGAUGGGCAGUGACAUCUGGACAUUUGAAGCGGGGGGAUUCCGGUCAUGCGACAAUGGGGCGCGUUCCUUCCGCAGAGCGCUGGGAGAUUGUUUUGUGUUACUCAUGGUGUCGCUCGCCUUGCUGCCUUAUAGUCUUUUGAAAGGGGACAAGGUGCACCAGGCCACACGAGAGGCGCUGUUGCGGUUUCGGCAACGACAUGCUAUUGAUUCUGAUGGACUCUUUAUGGGCAUGGUGUCGCUUUACAUGCGAGAGGGGUCCUACUAUCUCAUGAUCGCGGUGUGGUCGCUGACCCCUCUGGUGAUUUGCGCCAGGUUGUGGAGCCGAAACAGCCUGCCAUUCAUCCCACUCUACUUGAUUGUCGCGCUGCUGGGCGCCAUCUCUGUGUGGAAGCGGCGGGCGAUUGACCAGCUGAUGGAGGAGGGUGGACUGUAUUCAUCUUCUUUGGCUUUCUGUAUCGUUGGCGUGGUCUUAAGCGUCAUCCUUCGUAUGGCGUCGUUUGCCAUGCGCCGGUCCUGGUGGAUGUUUGAGGCACUGGGGGAGUAUGAUCUGCUUGGCUUCCUAGUGGUGGGGCUCCCCAUUGCAACAAUCAUCGGCUGCAGCAUUUCCGGGCCCCUUGAAAGGUGGGAUCUGCUGCAGCGAGUGCGUCUGGUACUGCCCCUGCCUUGUCUUGCCCUCUGUGUGUGUGUGUGUGUGUGUGUGUAUGUGAUGUGUGCAGCCUGCGAGCCGCCGUCGUGCGAUUGUCCGACGACCAUCUGCGUGCGGGCGGAUAGGAUUAUCGUACAAUCGAUUCGUAUUUGACCUCGUGUUGCGUGCAUCGUGUGGCUGCCUGGCUGUUCGGCCGUAUGGGAAUCGAAAGUGUGGUGGGAGAGGAGCGUCCUAGCAUUUUCGGCCGGGAACAUAUGACUCGGGUUGGGCUCCCUUGGCUGUGGUGGUG
This is a messenger RNA of Vitrella brassicaformis, 1764 nucleotides long. Lineage: Eukaryota; Vitrellaceae. The record is from the annotation of a GenBank genome assembly.